Molecule: messenger RNA, 3567 nt
Organism: Oryza sativa Japonica Group (Japanese rice)
Lineage: Eukaryota; Viridiplantae; Streptophyta; Magnoliopsida; Poales; Poaceae
Product: pentatricopeptide repeat-containing protein At4g22760
Molecular function (GO): protein binding
Source: RefSeq, a predicted model, not a curated record
ACAAAAGUUUUUGAAUAAGACGAACGGUCAAACAUGUUUAAAAAAGUCAACGGCGUCAAACCAUUAGGGAAGGAGGAAAUAAGUCAUAAUAAGGUUAAUUGGUUGUAGUAUAGUUAAGGUGUAAUUAUAUUACAAUUAUACUAUAUUUAUAUUUGAAAGUUUUCCAUAAAAAAUACUUGCGGUAGUUUUUAAGAUAGUCCCAACUGUAAUCUCUUCAAGUGACCAGAAUUUGUUUUCUAACAGCACAGUUAAAUUGGGACUUUUGUAUUCCUAGUUUACAUUUAUUUGAGAAGCUUUUGAAAAAUGUUACUUAGGUUGUGUUUAGUUCAGCGCAAAGUUUAAAUUUUAGUUAAAAUUGAAGAUGAUGUGACUGAAAUGUUGUGUGUUUAUGACAGAUUGAUGUGAUAAAAAAGGAGAUCCAAACUUUGAAUCUAAACACAGCCUUAUCCACUAGUAUGAAGAGCUGAAAUUGUUCCUAUCAAACAAAAAAGAGCUGCGAAAUUGUCAGUCCUUGAGUUCAAAUUCAGUCACCAACUGUUCGACGGAUUGCUAGUUUGCCACCAUCACCGACGCUCCCAUGCCCGCCGCCGCCGGAGACGUCAACUCGACGUGGACGCUGGCCAUCCGCGCCGCCGCGGACCAAGGCCGCCCACGCCGCGCCGUCGCGCUCUACCUCUCGUCCCUCCGCUCGGGCCGCCGCCCCUGCCCCUUCGCGCUCGCCGCCGUUCUCAAGUCCGUCUCCCGCCUCCUCCUCCCCGCCGCGCACCCGCUCCUCGCCGCGGCCGCGGCCUCGAUCCACGCGCACCUCCUACGCCUCGGCCUCCUCGCCCACCCCUACCCGCGCGCGGCGCUCGCCCACCUCUACGCGCGCCUCCCCGAUCCCUCCCGCGCGCACAGCCUGCUCGACGAAACGCCGCCCCGGCCGCCGCGGGGGCGGGCGGGGGCGCACUCCUUCCUCGUCUCACGAAACUCGCUCCUCGCCUCCCUGCUCCGUUCCGGGGACCUCGCCGCGGCGCGCGCGCUGUUCGACCGGAUGCCCGUGCGGGACGUCGUGUCCUGGAACUCCAUGGUCGCCGGCCUCGCCAAGGCCGGCCACCUAGACGCGGCCAUCGAGCUCUUCGACAAAAUGCCCGAGAGGAACGCCGCCUCCUGGAACGCGGUCAUGUGCGGCUACAUCGCCCAGGGCGACCUGGCCCAGGCGAGGGAGCUGUUCGAGCAAAUGCCCGUGAGGAGCAACGUCUCGUGGAUCACGAUGAUAUCCGGCUACGCCAACUCCGGCGAUGUUCACGCUGCCGGCGAAUUAUUCGAGCGGAUGGAGAACAAGAAAGAUCUUUACGCGUGGAACGCGAUGAUCGCCUGCUACGCAAAGAAUGGCUGUGCAAGGGAGGCUCUUGCUGUUUUCAAUCGUAUGUUGAAGCCUCAUGUGUGGGUGAUGCCCAAUGAGAAGACCUUCUCGUCAGUCAUCUCGGCUUGCUCGCAGCUUGGAGACUUGAGGUUUGGCUUGUGGGCUGAGAGUUUCAUGGGGUCUGUGGGGAUUGAGCUGGAUGAUCAUUUGCGCACCGCUCUGGUGGAUUUGCAUACCAAGAGUGGGCGGAUCGACAGAGCUUUUGAUCUGUUCAGAGGUUUGGGGAUGCGAGAUGUGGUGUCUUACAGUGCGAUUAUCGUGGGCUGUGGGAUGAAUGGCAAGUUCAAUGAAGCUGUUAGUUUGUUCAAGGAGAUGUCCGAUGCAAAGAUUAGUCCCAAUGCAGUGACCUUUGUGGGGUUGUUGUCUGCUUAUAGUAAUGCCGGGCUAAUGGAAGAAGCCCGUGCUUGCUUUGCUUCCAUGACAGAAAAAUAUAAGAUUAGCCCUUCAAUGGAACACUACACCAUCAUGGUAGAUCUUCUUGGACGUAGUGGAAAAUUGGAUGAAGCAUAUCAACUGAUCAUGCAGAUGCCAAUGAAGCCAGAUGCUAGCAUUUGGGGUGCUCUACUUCUUGCUUGCAGGUUGCACAACAAUGUUGAGCUUGGGGAAAUUGUUGCUUCCAAGUGCUUUGAACUUGAGCCAGGAGAGAGUGGAUAUUAUAUUCUUUUGGGUAACAUAUAUUCAGAAGCAAACAAAUGGGAGAAAGUUAAGAGGCUAAGAAAGAUAAUGGCAGAAAGAGGCUUAAACAAAAUGCCUGGGAGUAGUUGGGUUCAGGCUUCUUAAGUCCAUUCUCUUGAUUUCACUGAUUUCGAUUAAUUCAUUCAGUUCAUAAAUCAACAUUCAAAUAUUCCUUGCGUCAAAAAAACAUUCAAAUAUUCAAAGCUUGACUAGUAAAAUUUGACAAGUUGCAGAGAAUGCUGGAGUCUGCUGUCUCUUGUUUGGGCAGCUUAACAAAUUUAUACAAGGUUCCCCCGAAACUUUGAGCAUUGAUCAGGAAUUCCGUAAUUGGUUUGUUAUCAUCACCCUUUGUUCAACACGUAAAUCUUUCUGUUAGCUAUGUAAUGUGUGCGCCUUCCAUAAUUGAUGCUAAUUUUCCAUGCACAUAGAAACGUUCUUUUGAAAUGCUGAUGAAUAUCUUUAAUAGUUGCUUUUGGGCAAGUAGGAAAAUAGCUUUGUUAAGUUGAUAAAUUCAUGAGCUUCAAACGCAUAUAACACUGAUUGUUACUGCAUAUUGUAAUUAGGAUGGAAUUUUUUCAUUUCAAAUCCACACUAAAUGUAAUCACCUGUUUUCUGAUGGCUUUUCUCCUUCUCACAAGAAUUCUAUUACAAAACAUGUGUUCAUGGAAUAUGAUAGUGAAAUAAAUUAUGCAAAAAAAAAAUAUAGGUGGUGAAAUAGAAUCUCCUUGAGGUUUUCAUCGUUAUGAUGCCUUUAUGUUUUUCAGGAAUAAUUUCAAGAAGUUAUUUCCUGCAAAGUUUGCAAGUUGUAACUGCGACAUCAGUCUCUACAUUUAACUUGGCCAAAAGAUCAUACUUGCCAUUACCAGGAAAAAUAGCAUCAAUAAUGAAAAAAAGAUCAUACUUGGCCCAACUGUCCCUGUUGACCGCAACCUCAGUCAAAUUAUAACAGGGUACAGGUAAGAUAAGGGUCAUCAGACAUCCGGAAGACAGGAACAGAUUACCGCACUGGCAUGUUGUUUCUGUCAACUAAUGUGCUCGUAUCCAGCUUCUGGUUCUGGAUCGCAGGAAUGGAUUUUAUGACAGUACAUUACAAUAGAUGUUGAAUCCUGAAUUGGUGUCAGUAUUCGAAAAGCCUUGUUUGCGGCAGCAUUACACAUUUGCUUCUGAAUCAUUGUUUGCUGAAGCAUUUGGAGCGAUGAUUAUUGGAGGAAGAAGAUGCAAGCAAUCGACGAUUCUCAGAAAACCUUUUCUGUGCUAUGCAAUGGAUCAAAAUAAGGGCAUCUUUUAAGUUUUUUAGGAGAUAUUCUUCUGUUCUAAGCGGGAAAAGAAGAGCUUAUGUCCUUCAUUCCUGUCCCCGUUUUUGUAGUUUAAGGUACGGUCGCAUGUGAGAUAUGGUGAUAUUUACGUACUCAAUGUUGAUAAAAUUCAAUCAAAUAUUCAGCUCAUUUGCUAGGUGCUUAUAUUUUGUAAGCCAUUUAAAUGUUCAA